This is a messenger RNA of Tripterygium wilfordii, 1308 nucleotides long. Its product is annotated as probable carboxylesterase 120. The transcript has a single exon. The coding region runs from base 118 to 1173 and encodes 351 amino acids. The record is from RefSeq and is a predicted model, not a curated record. Gene Ontology annotation, molecular function: hydrolase activity. Lineage: Eukaryota; Viridiplantae; Streptophyta; Magnoliopsida; Celastrales; Celastraceae.
AAAACACGGCCGGCCGGCCGGGUAUGUGGACAUUUUAUUGGAGACCUAUGACAUUUGGCCUAUGUACAAGAAUUGUUACCGUAUAUAUAAUACACACACAAACAGCUAGAAACCACCAUGGAUUCUUCAUCUUCCCAAAAUCACACAAAUGAACACAAUGCUGCACAACUCAAUCAAAAGCUUUCCAUUGACGAUCCUUAUGGUCAUGUAGACUUAGCACGCCAUCCUGAUGGCACAGUCGUCCGUAAACCGAGCAGACAUCCAUUGAGAUCAACCACACCUGAUCUUAGCCACCCCACCCCUGUACUCUCCAAAGACGUGACAAUCAACGAAUCAAAUCACACUUGGGCUCGAAUAUUCUUGCCUCGUCAUGCACUGGAAGAGGAAUCUUCCUCCUCAAAUGCACCACUUCCUCUCAUUGUAUACUAUUGCGGUGGAGGAUUUGUCAUAUUGUCAGCAGACACAAUAUACUGUCAUGAUAUUUGUUUCAACAUGUCGUUAGAACUCUCUGCAGUUGUUGUCUCCCUCAAUUACCGUCUCGCACCGGAGCACCGCUUGCCGGCAGCCUACGACGACGCGGUGGAAGCAUUGAACUGGGUCGCAAAUACGAACGAUGAGUGGUUGAAAAAGCAUACCGAUUUGACUAAGGUGUUCAUCAUGGGAUCUAGUUCGGGCGGCAACAUAGCUUACCAUGUCGGAUUACGUGUUGCAGCUGCAGGAGUUGAUCAAUUUAAGCCGUUGAAGAUCAACGGCCUGAUACUGCACUAUCCAUUCUUCGGUGGUGCGAAGAGAAGUGAAUCUGAGUUGAGGUUAAUGAACUGCCACGUUUUGUCUCCUCGGUUAAGUGAUCUGUUCUGGGAACUCUCAUUGCCGAUCGGCGCUGACCGCGAUCACGAGUACUGCAAUCCAACAGUGGGGGAUGGGUCAAAGUUAUUAGAGAAGAUCAAGUCUUUUGGUUGGAAGGUAUUGCUGUCUACUUGCGAUGGAGAUGUGGCGUUUGACCGGCAGAUUGAAGUAGCAAACAUGAUGGAAGAAAAGGGGAUCAAGGUGGAGAGGAGGAUCAUUAUUGGAGAUUAUCAUGGUGACGAAGCCUUAGACUUACCUAAGCAGCAGAAACUGAUUAUAGCCUUAAAAGAUUUCGUAUUUUCUUCAAUUGCUCAACUUUCUAAUUGAUGUUUGCUUCGCUAGCUAUGUUCCAAGCUUUGUAAUUCAUGUUUAUGUUUGGUCUCUUCUCCUUCUCUAACACCCUCAGUAAAUUAUUUGUUACUUUGCAUUAUUGGAUGAUGAAUGCGUCAUACUUUGUUUCUA